This is a messenger RNA of Syngnathoides biaculeatus (alligator pipefish), 1296 nucleotides long. It is a transcript of the gene hcrtr2, whose product is annotated as hypocretin (orexin) receptor 2. The transcript is spliced from 7 exons. Lineage: Eukaryota; Metazoa; Chordata; Actinopteri; Syngnathiformes; Syngnathidae. The record is from RefSeq and is a predicted model, not a curated record. Gene Ontology annotation, biological process: circadian sleep/wake cycle process; G protein-coupled receptor signaling pathway; feeding behavior. The coding region runs from base 1 to 1296 and encodes 431 amino acids. Gene Ontology annotation, cellular component: membrane. Gene Ontology annotation, molecular function: orexin receptor activity.
AUGUCGGGGGCUACCGGGGACUUAACUUGUGAGGAUUGUUUUUCCGCACAAGGGGACAACAACACAGAGUUAGAUGCGCUCUCCACCGUGGAUGAUGAUGAACUUCUCCAUUACAUCUGGACUGAAUAUUUGCACCCCAAGCAUUAUGAGUGGGUUCUCAUUGUGGCUUACAUCUUUGUGUUCUUCGUGUCACUCAUCGGCAAUUCACUCGUUUGUUUUGCAGUCUGGAAAAACCGCAACAUGCGGACUGUGACCAAUUAUUUCAUAGUGAACCUCUCCUUCGCUGAUGUCUUGGUCACCAUCAUCUGCCUGCCUGCAAGUCUAGUGGUGGACAUCACAGAGACGUGGUUUUUUGGAGAGAUGCUCUGCAAAGUUGUGCCCUACCUGCAGACUAUCUCCGUCUCCGUGUCAGUGCUCACUCUGAGCUGCAUUGCUCAAGACCGGUGGUACGCCAUCUGCCACCCGCUGAUGUUCAAAAGCACCGCCAAGAGGGCUUGCAAGAGCAUUGUCAUCAUCUGGGUAGUGUCGUGCAUCAUCAUGAUCCCGCAAGCCAUCGUGAUGGAAAGCACCAGUCUGCUGCCGGCCCUCACCAACAAGACCAGUUUGUUCACUGUGUGUGAUGAACACUGGCAAGAUGAGAUCUACGCCAAAGUAUAUCACAGCUGUUUCUUCAUUGUCACAUACUUUGCACCUUUAUGUCUCAUGGUGCUGGCCUACAUACAGAUCUGUCACAAGCUGUGGUGUCAACAGAUUCCUGGCAGCACGUCAGUGUUGCAGAGGAAGUGGAAGACCAUGCAAUGCUCGGCGUCGGCUGCCGGGCCGGGAGAGCCCGUGCGAGUCAAGACCAGCACUGUGUGCGCCGAAAUCAAACAGAUCCGAGCCAGGCGCAAGACUGCUCGCAUGCUGAUUGUGGUGCUCCUUGUGUUUGCUGUGUGCUACCUGCCGAUCAGCGUACUCAAUGUGAUGAAAAGAGUCUUUGGGACCUUCAGAAACACAACUGACCGAGAGACAGUGUACGCUUGGUUUACAUUCUCACACUGGCUCAUAUAUGCAAACAGUGCACUCAACCCCAUCAUCUACAAUUUCCUCAGCGGGAAGUUCCGUGGGGAGUUCAAAGCAGCCUUUUCUUGCCGUUGUCACGGUCAAGGCCAGGAGAGACCGAAGAGAAUGAGCACACGAAUGAGCACGGACAGCCGAAAGUCGCUGUCCACUCACGUUAACAACAUGGACAACGUGUCACACAUAUCAGAUCAAAUAGUGCAAGAUCAUCAGCAGAUUGAGAUUUUAAAUGCAUAA